Colletotrichum orchidophilum is the source of this 312-nucleotide messenger RNA. RefSeq lists its product as uncharacterized. Bases 1 to 312 code for a protein of 103 amino acids. Lineage: Eukaryota; Fungi; Ascomycota; Sordariomycetes; Glomerellales; Glomerellaceae. The record is from RefSeq and is a predicted model, not a curated record. The transcript has a single exon.
AUGGACGUUGGAGCUACCGUUGGCUUCGGCUUCGAUUUGGGAGCCGGUGGUACUUUUGGCACAGGUGCUGGAGGCGGCCUCGGUAGCGGUGUUGGAGCUACGGAUGGCCUCGGUAUUGGAGCCAGCGGUGGUGCUAACGUGUCGGGUCUCUUCUUGCGAUGGGCGGUGCCGGGUGUAGCGAGCGCGAGAAGCAAGACGGUAACCCCCAAGAGCCAGGCCCAGCGCGUACAGGAAGCCAUCACGCUGAGAGGGAAGAUACUGACGGGCGACGGGGAAUAUUCACCGCGAACGACUGAUCAUGAACUCGACUAG